GUUGUUUAUACAAGUCCGUUUCAGUAACGUCAGAAGCGGUACAAAGUUCACAGGCAAUAAAGGUGGUUCAUUGCUUAUAUAGUUGUUGCUUGUCUUAUUGUUCCAUCUUGUGGACUUUGUACCAUGAGAAAGUGCCCUUCCCUCUUCUAUGCAGUCUGGUGAGUUGUUUGCCGCAAAAGUAGCCAGAAGGAUAAAUUGACACACAGUGAUAGUUUGGCCAGAAGAGGCCAGCCUGAAUUAGCAGGAAUGGAUGUGAGCUUCCUAGACAUCCCAUCUGAGCUCUCAAUUGUCAUACGUAAUGCGGAGGGCCAGCAUCAUGAAUUCAAAUCCAGGGUUAUUGAAGUAGCUCCUCCAAACGUUAAAGACAGGUCCUGUGUGUCUCUGCCUUCUGAUAUCAACAACCAUUCUUUUUCCAAAUAUGUUAAUACACACCUCCAGGAGAGCUGGAAACAGCCAACCGAUGCCGUAUUACAAAGACCAAUUACCAAUUUGGAUGCUGAAGAUUCACAAGCAGCACUGGAUAUCUGCAAAUUGAUUCUGAGAUUUAUAUGUGACUAUGAAAUUCAAGACUGGAAGGAACUAAUAUUACUGAAGUACAUCAUUCAGAGAGGACUGUACAGGCCACCCCUUCGAAAUGAGAUCUUCUGUCAGCUUGCCCACCAAACCUUGGACAGACAGAGUGAUGAAAGAUGCCUAAGAGCAUGGCUACUGUUUGCAUCCUGCUUGGGAUCUUUUAUGCCUUCGCCCAAUCUUGAAAAACCAUUGCUCAAGUAUGUAUCUGACAAAGGCUUUGGUGAUUACAAAGCAAUAUGCCAACACAAGAUAUUAAAUGGCCUGCAACAAGGACCUGAGGCAGCACGAGACUACCCAUCUACUCAGAUGGAAUGGAUGGCAAACCAGAGGAAAGGCAAGAUGGUCCUGAAUGUACAGACUUACGCAGAUGAGACCUUUUCUGUGGAAGUGGACUCCUGGACAACAGGGGAGUCAUUAGCAGCUUGCAUCAUUAAUUUCAGUGGACUUGCAGAAGCCCAGAGAGGCUGGACAGUGUCUAUGUUCACUGGGGAAGAGUGGACAGACCUGGUGGGCUGUGACUAUGUGCUGGAUCUCAUUGGGAAAAAUGAAGCUCUUAACCUUAUGUCAGGUUCAAAGAAGGAUUACCUUUUCGAUUCUGAUAAUGGCAUGUCAGUCAGUGAUUUCCAAGGUAGCCUAAUCCCACCUGCUCCAAAUAUCCAAGCUCCAAGCCUUCCUUUUCCCAAAAAUUAUUCACCUGAAGCCACUCCUUUAUAUUCUGUCCACAAAGAUUCACCAUCUAGACGAUGUCCUCCGGCUGAGUAUGACUCAUUUGUAGAUAACCUUUUUGAUCCUGUCUUGGACCGUGGAAGCUCUGAGAUGGAGAGGGUCAGUAUGCUGUCUCGAAGGAUGAAAGGAGGUGGUGGAGUGGGUCCCAUGCAGUCAGGCCCAUUUUCUGCCACAGGAGUUCCAAUGAUGCAGAGCUACCCAAUGGGCAUGCCAGGUAUGGCACAGAUGCCCUCCUACCCCACAAUGCCUUUAAUGGGAGGAAUGAUGCCAGUUAUGCCUAACAUGCCAGUAAUGUCACCAAUGGGCACCAUUCCAUCAAUGAUGAUGCCUGCAGCCAAUCCUGUCGUCCCAGCCCUCAGUCCCCAGGAGGUGGCAGCACAACAACAAGCUUUUAUAAACCAGCAAGCUGCUAUUCUGGCUCAGCAAAUGACACUCCAGGCCUUGACACUAUCUCAACAGCAGCAGCAAAAUCAGAUUGAAAACAAAGCUCCCCCUGUGGCUCCCAAACCAAACAUUUCUCCAAAAACACCACCUAGCCAUCAAGAGCCAUCUUCCGGUCCUGCUUCAAUGCAGAACUCUGUGCCCAAAACAAUCCCACCCAGAACCCCAUCAAUUCAGGACAAUUGUGAGGAAAAAGUUCAAGAUUGCAAGCCGAUGGAAUCAUUUCAAGAGAAGAUGGAGUUUUUUCAAAAAAUUGGUUCUCAGGAAGUUCAUGUGAAGAAGCUAAACCCGCCAUCUAAAAUUCAGCUUCCUAAAGGAGAUAAUCCUGUCACAGAUGUGGGAUCCCAUCUGAAUUACACAGAAGAGACACAAGCAAAUGAUGAGGCAGCAGGAAAUGCUACCAGACAGAAAACUGAGGAGGAAAAAGAAGAGAUUGUAAAUAAGAAAGGGGACCAAAGCCCUGAUGCUCACACACCUUUCAGGUCCACUUCUCCAGUUGAUAAUAAUAAAGGUGAACCAACUCGUGAAAUCCGGGACAUCAUCAAACAGUACCAAAGUCGACCGGCCCCUGACCUACAACCUUAUAAACCUGUACGGAUUCCUGCCAAAGUGUUUAUAAAGAAAAAUGACCCAAAAGAGGAAGCCCUGGCAAUUUUAAGCAUACAAGGCCCAGCUAUGCCCCCAGAGAAGGUAAUGUCAAUGCCUCCUACUAUGCCUAAAGUAGAGGAAAAGAAGCACAAGCCAGUCCGUCUACCAAAUCCGGUUGUCCCACCACCUCCACCCCCACCCCUGAAGUCUGCUGGUAGGGGCCCCAGAUCCAUUUCUAGCAGCAUGCAACAGAAACAACGCUCUCUAGCUGAUCUUUUCAAUCAGACUCCUGUGGCACAUCCAUCUUCUAUACGGAAACAACCCUCUGUAGCAAAUCCUCCUGCUCCUCUACCACCUGCUCCUCCAAAAUCAUCUCCUCAACCUUUGUUUCCUCCUCCACCAUCCAAAACAGCUGCUGUUGAAAACUGUGCUCCAGUUGAUGACUGCAAUAUAAAAACACAGCUACACAAGUUGUCAUCCAGUGUCUACUUCUCCUACAAUAAUAAGCCCUCCAGGUUAUUUCUUCGCAAAGAGGUAUUUUACCCCAGGGAGAAGUUUAAUUACCCCUAUAUCCUGUCCCUUCUGUGUGAGCAGGUCAUGAGAGACACCUAUUCUGAUGCCUGCUUUCGCAUUACUCGAGAAGAACGUCGCAAGAUGAGAGAUCUGCUGGCUCAGUUUCAUGUGGGGACCAGUAUGAAGACUGUCCCAGAUGAGAGUAUUAAGAGGAGGAUUGUCCUGGCAGCACGGGAUAACUGGGCCAACUACUUCACCCGCCUGUUCCCUGUAAUUGUAGCAAAUGGGACAGACCAACAAGUACUGGGAGUCUCCCAUCGAGGAAUUCGGCUACUGAGAGUGACAGAGGCGAGUGGCAUGAACACCAAACACUUAAAAAUUUUACGCAGUUAUAGUUUUGCUGAUAUCCUGUCAGUAGAACUGUGUGAUAAAUGCACUUUGGAAUUCACCUUUAAAAGUGACCAGCUUCAGGUAGACUCCACACAGGCUUGGAAAAUCAAAGAAAUGGUUGAACUCUUUUUGUCUGAACUUCGUAAGGAUUCUGAUCAUGUCAUAGCCUUGAAGAGCUUUGUCACUGAUGACAAGAGCUUACUGUCAUUCCGAAAGGGAGAUAUCAUCAGGAUGCUGCACAUUAAUGGCCUGCAGCCAGGUUGGCACUUUGGUUCUAUUGGUGGCCGCUCAGGGCUAUUUCCUUCAGGAUUAACCCAACCUACAGCACCACCUGAUUAUUAUGGUAUGCAUCUUGAUCGCCGUGAAGAACUCCGGAGAAGCAGAAGAUCAGAAUAUAUUAAAGAGCAAGAGAGAGAGCCUGAACAAACAAAGGAUGUAGGGGAGGAUACGGCAUUCAAAAACCCAGACGAAUCUGUAACUGAGACCAGUGUGUUUAGCAUGACUGAGUUUGCAAUGAAAUACUUCAGAGAAGUAGCAACCAAGUUAGGAUGGAAAGGUAUGAGUGCAGAGGGCCACAGCUCGGCUGAAAUGGUCCAGCAUAGUAAGGUUCCUAUUCAAGAGUCACUUAUUUUGUACUUGGAUGGAGAACUGAAUGAGCUUGCUGCUCAAAAUUUCAUGAAUGUGAUGCGUUUCAUGGGUGACCAACCAACAGUGAAGCAUCAGACAAUGAUGGACUGUGUGUAUAGCAUUCUUCAGCUUGGCAAAGAGAAAGAGAGCCUCAGGGAUGAAAUCUACUGCCAGCUGAUCAAGCAAGUGACAUCAAACCCGCAGCAACAGAGCUGCAGCCAAGGUUGGAGACUCCUGUAUUUCAUUACAGGAAUUUUUGCAUGUUCAGAAAAUUUGUGGCCAUAUGUUACCCAGUAUCUACGGGAUGUUUCACAUGAUCAGGGUUUGCAAGCAAUUGCCUCCAUGUGUGAAGACAACCUACAACAAUCACAGAUUUAUGGUGGACGGAGACAUCUGCCCACUCCGCUAGAAAUUGAAGCUUUUUUGAAUGGGGAAACUUCAAGAGGUAUCACUAUUUAUCUUCCUGGCAAAGUAGAGCAUACCCACAAGACUCGCAUGUUCAGCGUUGCAAAUGAGAUGUUGACAGAACUCUGUAGACAGAUGGGAGUGAUUCAGCCCUCUGAGAUUAAAGAAUUUUGCAUCUGUGCCAACUAUAAACAAGGACAGAUUGUGCGACCCAUUAGACCAGAUGAAUAUCUAAUGGAUUUCAUAGUAGAUGACAGUGCAGUCACAUUAUGGUUUCAGCGUGUCAUCUGGAAAGAACCUCUACACUUUGACAAUGAUCUUUACUUGGAAGUUCAUUAUAGACAGGUCCUGAGUGACUACCUGGAAGGAAAGCUACUUUUGAACACCAGUGACUCAUAUGAGCAAGAAGCUGCAAUACUGGCAGCCCUACAGCAUUGCGCCAAUGGCUCCAAUUCAGAACCCUCAACGCAGGAGAUAAAGAAGUACAUUCCUCCUUCCCUGAUUGGAAGCAUCAACAUACAACAUGUAUUGAGUUCUGUGCGCAAACAGCUCAGUUCCAUGCGCAGUCUCAGUUUCACGGAUGCCAAAAUACAUUUUCUGACCAAAGUCAGCUCAUUGCCACUCUUUGGGUGUAACGUGUUCCGGGUGCACAAAGUGAGCCCUCAGAAAAUUGACGUUCCCUGCCUCGUUGCUGUCAAUCAAGUCAAUCUCUUUGUAGUAGACGGACAGACACAGGAAGCACUGCUUAGAAUACCACUGCAGAAUGUGCUUUCAAUAAGGUCCGAGAAAGCAAAGAAGGGAGACAAGCUUCAUGAAGUGAAGGUCACAUAUGGGACGCCUAGUGCUCCUGAACUGAUCGUCUUCAGUGUCAAGCAGGCAAAAGAGCUGUGCCAUGUGAUUGCACUCAUUAUGGAGAACGCUGUCAGCACUUCCAGUAGUCUUUCCGGCUCUGAGAUGGGAAUGCCGCCAUCAAGAGAGAGCAGAGCACCCACUGUAAGCAGUGCGAGAAACGUGCCCAGGGGGCUCCCCUACAUGAAGCCCAUGCCAUCUCCUACUGCGCAUAACCUACCAGGUGCCCAGGAGUCAGCAGCCAUGUUCUCAAUGUAUUAAAGAAUCACUUGCUGAAAUCGAGCAGGAGUGUUUAAAAAGUAUUCAGACAGACCACAGCUGCCUUAAUCCUCCUCUCACAAUGAGACCCCCAGACGUUUAACUUGUUCAGUGACAGUGAGGAUUCUCUGGCCACACUCGGCUCGUGUUGUUAACUUUUCAAACACUCCUGCUGUAUUCAGCUCUUUCUCCAUCAACUUAUUCAGUAAAGAUUCCUAAAGACCCUCGUUAUAAAAUCUUAUCAUACAAAUAAGUAAACUGCUGAUACUGAA
This is a messenger RNA of Polypterus senegalus (gray bichir), 5642 nucleotides long. It is a transcript of the gene myo15b, whose product is annotated as myosin XVB. Gene Ontology annotation, cellular component: cytoskeleton. The transcript has 44 exons. Gene Ontology annotation, molecular function: protein binding. The coding region runs from base 247 to 5373 and encodes 1708 amino acids. Lineage: Eukaryota; Metazoa; Chordata; Cladistia; Polypteriformes; Polypteridae. The record is from RefSeq and is a predicted model, not a curated record.